Molecule: messenger RNA, 1620 nt
Organism: Penicillium diatomitis
Lineage: Eukaryota; Fungi; Ascomycota; Eurotiomycetes; Eurotiales; Aspergillaceae
Product: GNAT family N-acetyltransferase
Exons: 2
Coding region: 1-1620 (539 amino acids)
Biological process (GO): siderophore biosynthetic process
Source: RefSeq, a predicted model, not a curated record
AUGCGCAACAACACCUGCCAUUUACCAAAUGGCCUCUCGUUUACGGUGACCCCGGUCUUUGGCGGAGUCACCUUCAAAUCGAACGAUACGCUGUCUCACAGCUCCAAUGCGACAUUUCCUCCCGGAUGGACCAUCAUCAUUCAGACCGAGAAAGAAGGCCAUAGAUCUCCUGCGAUUGCGGAAGAGCGAGGAAGGACAGGACCUGACAAUGGCCGGCCUCCAUCCAGCGGCAGCGACGACAGCAACGUCCAGCGAUUCACGACGCCGACCCUGAACCGGGACAGUCUCUAUAUUUCCUACAUCGUCAACCCCCCGUCGAGCGAUUUCAAACCGACGAUAUCGCCUACUCGUCAAAUUGCAAUGAUGCUGUGGGCGACAAUGUGGUGGUACUUUCACGAGCCGGAGCCCGACCUGCAUCUGGAGACGGCCGCGUCGCAAUCGACGCCAGUCUCCGGACGACCCCAGGGCGAAUGGCGCGUGAAUAUCAGGAGAGAAGGGAUCUUUAAAGGUCGAAAUCUGCUGCAGAAGCUGGAGCGCAUGGGUCUCAUCGCCAGCGAAGACUCCUCCGUGGGCCUUCAACCCAUGGAAACUCGGGACUCGAGCGCGUGGACGAAUAUGUUUGUGAGCCGACGCAGCUUCUGGCAGAUUGAUCCACGCAUGUAUCUCUUCACUCUCACACCUCGUGGCUCCCCUCCCUCACCUUCUUUGACUCCCUACCAAUCCCGACAUGGAUCCCCCGCGCGAGAAAGCCUCGGCGGCCCGUUGCCGGCAGAGGUCUCGUUCCACACGACCAACAUCGGCACGUUCACGUCCGUUGGACCUUUCACGUCGGCCAGUCACCUGCCCACGUAUUAUCCCCCGGCGCCCACGCAGUAUACAUUUACUCGGGGCGUGCGGCAUCCGGUACGACCGAAACCCCCACACCAAGGGGAAGUCUUCUAUGUGCGUCACGUCCCGAGCGUGGACCAGUACCUUUCUUUCCGCGUGCCAUUCUUGCCCAUGAGCAAGACUUCGACUACGGGGUCCAAGGACACUGCUGCUCCCAGCAGUCGUCCCUCUACCCCAACCGCCACCGUCAGCUCCGGGGUGACCAGUAUCGAGCAGCAUCUGUGCUCGAAGGCACCCUCGGAUCUGGACAUGCUCCACCGAUGGAUGAAUGAUCCACGCGUAGAAGCCAUGUGGAAGGAAGGUGGUGCACGGGAGGUCCAAGAGCAAUUCUUGCUGAAGAAUCUUACCAGCCGGCACAGUUUCCCCGUCAUUGGCUGCUGGGACGGACGUCCAUUCGGGUAUUUUGAGAUCUACUGGGUCAAGGAAGACCCGCUAGGUCGGUUGUUGGACCGAGUCGAGAACUACGACCGUGGUAUUCACCUGCUUGUUGGAGAGCAGGAGUUCCGUGGAUCUCAUCGGGUGGCGAUCUGGUUGAGUGCCUUGGUGCAUCAUUGCUUCUUGUCUGAUAUGCGGACGGAGACGGUAUAUCUGGAGCCGCGGGUGGACAAUGUCAAGAUCAUCAAAUACCUCCAGGACGCAGGAUUCUACAAGGAGGGAGAAGUCAACUUCCCGCACAAGCGAUCCGCCGUGAUGAAGAUCAAGCGAGAGUUCUGGGAGGCUCCAGCUUUGUGA